This is a messenger RNA of Diaporthe citri, 1857 nucleotides long. RefSeq lists its product as uncharacterized. Gene Ontology annotation, cellular component: plasma membrane. Gene Ontology annotation, molecular function: ferric-chelate reductase activity. The transcript has 4 exons. The coding region runs from base 1 to 1857 and encodes 618 amino acids. Lineage: Eukaryota; Fungi; Ascomycota; Sordariomycetes; Diaporthales; Diaporthaceae. The record is from RefSeq and is a predicted model, not a curated record. Gene Ontology annotation, biological process: intracellular iron ion homeostasis; copper ion import; iron ion transport.
AUGAAGAUUCUAUACCAUGUCUUGUUGUCAACCAUCCUGAUGGGCAGUGCCCUCGGAAAAUUCGUCGGCCACGGGAUCUGGCCCUACAAGCCCGUCUGCGCCUUCGCCUGCCUGCGCGCCCUCUCCAGCUACAUGCUGUCGUGCUCCUCCGAGACGGACACGCACGGCGGCAUGCACAUGCACGGCAACGGCAUGACGAGCCCCCAGUGCUGCGCCGGCGACACCCCCUGGCUGACCACGCUCGCCUACUGCGCGCAGACCAAGUGCGCCGUGUUCGGCGUGCCCGUCUCGCAGCUGCAGGGCUUCUGGGAGGCGCGGAGCACCGAGGACCCGGCCGUGCCGCCGAGGUGGAACUUCUCGCAGGCGGUGGCUAAUGUCACUGGGCCUCCGGGGCGGGAGCUUGGUGCGGAUACGGAGUCUGAGACGCUUAACUUCACCGCGCUGGUGAACGUGGAGGCGUAUACGUCGCAGUAUAAUGCUAUGUUUGCGGUCCAGCGUGAGACUGUGCUGGAAAAUAGCUAUGGCAUCGCUAUCCUUGUAACUGGGUUUGGGACACCAUUGAUACUCACCUGGCUAGGCUAUGUGCCCUACAUCUCCCGUCUCCUGGACAAGGUCCGGCCACGUCUAGUCUACCCAAGCCUGAUAGGCACCUACCAGGCCCGCCCGCUCCCAUAUCUGCUCGGCAACGCCCCGACGGUAGGGCAGAGCCUGUACAUCGCCAUGUUCACCCUCCUCGUGCUCAUGCUGAGCGCAGUCAACUACAAAUCCAUGCAGCCGCACGCCUGGUACUCCGACCCGCACGAUGAGAUCCUCGCCUACGUCUUCUACCGCACCGGCGUCUUCGCCUUCGUCAUGGCCCCGCUGACGUUCCUCUUCUCGUCGCGGAACAACGUCCUGCUCUGGGCCACCAGCUGGUCGCACUCGACCUUCCUGCUGCUCCACCGCUGGGUCGCCCGCCUGUUUGCACUGCUUGCGCUGCUACACAGCCUCAUGGCCCUGCCGCUUUAUUACCCUGCGGAGGCGACGCAAGAGUACUGGAUCUGGGGCGCGGUCGCGACUAUGGUGCUCAUGACUUUGGCGGUUGGUAGUGGCUUGUACGUACGCCGGUCCUACUACGAGUUCUUCCUCAUUUGGCACAUCAUCUUGUCCGUAUCCGUGCUUGCGGGCUGCUGGUACCACAUCAAACUCUGGACGCCCGAUCUCGCCUGGGGGUACGAGACAUGGCUGUACGGCGCAUUCGCGAUCUUGGCGUUCGACCGGCUGGCCCGCGUCGCGCGCGUCCUCAAGAACGGAAUGCGCCGCGCCAGGGUGACCGAGCUGGGCGGCGGCUACGUCCGCGUGGACGUGGCUGGCAUCCGCUGGGGCGCGCACCCGGGCAUGCACGCCUACACGUUCUUCCCGACGCUUCAGCCGCUGCGCCCCUGGGAGAACCACCCGUUCUCGGUGGUGCCCGCUGCGCUACUGCAGCAGUCGUCGCCCGCGCGCAGCCCCGGGUCGGGGGAUGGCUCGAAGAUGGGCUCGGAGCUAGAGCACGGUGACGCGGAGAAGGGACAGGGAGCCGCGGCGCGGGUGCUUCCUGAAGCUCGAGUAGCAGAUGGUCUGACGACGGGGGCCACGCUAUACAUCAAGAAGUCUACCGGCAUGACCAAGUACCUGCGGGCAUGUGAUGGCUUGCUCACGCUCUUCGACGGGCCCUAUUCCAUCAAAGCAGCCUCGAGCUGCGGGUGGCGGAAGGUUGGCGUUGUCGUCUCUGGACCCGGCGGUAUUUGCGACGAUGUCAGAGCGGCUGUCGUUGCUGCUGGGAGGAAGCAGGCCACUACAGUCUUUGAUCUAGAAGUCGAUGCAUACACGUGGUAG